ACACAGUGCACAAAGUGCGUCGUGACCGAUGACUUCCUCUCGCCUCUGCGCUCGCGGCAUGGCGACCCGGGGUGUCGUCCGCUUCAGCGUGCGGCGCCGCUCGAACCGCAGAGCUCGCGGUAGCCUGUGUACAGGAGGCACAUGUGUGUGCCGUGCACGCUGCCUGUGUGUGCGCGCACAAAAUUAUUGAAUAUUUGCUAACACGAACCCAGCAAUGUCGAAGCUACCUCGCCCGCCGACGAGGAACGGAGCUGCCGUUCGCCCGACGUCGGUGAGCCGCUCGCCCUAUGGAACAACAUUGAAGAGAGGGAGCGAUGCCACAAUCUGGCAAACGUUUACUCCAUCAUCAUGACGACUGAAGCCCUAGAGAGGCUUUACACCAGAGACGGGAUCUCUAAGACCGAGUACAGAGAACACUGCAAAAAGCUCAUUACACAAUUCCGAAGCACCCUGCGACUAGAAAAUGUUGGAGACGUAAGGAGCUUUAUGGACAAGUACUGCAUGAACAACUGCCCUCUAGCUUACCACAGGCUGGUGGAAGUCGGCGUUCCGGACGCAGAGGAGUCCAACGGAAGCUUCAAUAAGCUGAUCGCCGAGACAGUACAAUAUUUCAUUACGAUUUCCGACUGCGUGAAGCUGAGAAUGGUGGCGGUGGACGAAAUCCACUCCCUUUUCGACGCUCUGAUGGACCGGCUGAAAAGUUUCACUAUGUCUCCAGACUCUGAAGCGAUAACAAGAGUCCAGAAGUGGCUAGGAAAGCUCAACACAAUGAAUGUGUACGACAAGUUGGAUGAGGAUCAGGAGCGGCAGAUGGCGUUCGAUAUCGGCCUCGCUUACGAGACGUUUUACAAGUAUCUGGGUACCAUCUAGCAAAGAAAUAAAGAACAAAAUUUCGAUCUGGCUAUUUUUCGAGGUAGGACCUUAAUUUAUUUGCGACCACCGUCUUCUUG
Molecule: messenger RNA, 950 nt
Organism: Schistocerca gregaria
Lineage: Eukaryota; Metazoa; Arthropoda; Insecta; Orthoptera; Acrididae
Product: vacuolar protein sorting-associated protein 28-like
Exons: 2
Coding region: 349-870 (173 amino acids)
Biological process (GO): protein transport to vacuole involved in ubiquitin-dependent protein catabolic process via the multivesicular body sorting pathway
Cellular component (GO): ESCRT I complex
Molecular function (GO): protein-containing complex binding
Source: RefSeq, a predicted model, not a curated record